CCUCUUGGGAGGGUGUGUCUGUGCCUGUCUGAGCCCUGAAGGGGCGUUGCCUCCUCCCCCUGCAGGAGACUACUGGAUCGACCCCAACCAGGGCUGCACCUUGGACGCCAUGAAGGUUUUCUGCAACAUGGAGACUGGCGAGACCUGCGUCUACCCCAACCCAGCGAACGUUCCCAAGAAGAACUGGUGGAGCAGCAAGAGCAAAGACAAGAAACAUAUCUGGUUUGGAGAAACCAUCAACGGUGGCUUCCACUUCAGCUACGGGGAUGACAACCUGGCUCCCAACACUGCCAACGUCCAGAUGACCUUCCUGCGCCUGCUGUCCACUGAAGGCUCCCAGAACAUCACUUACCACUGCAAGAACAGCAUAGCCUACCUGGACGAAGCAGCUGGCAACCUCAAGAAAGCCCUGCUCAUCCAGGGUUCCAAUGAUGUGGAGAUCCGGGCUGAGGGCAACAGCAGGUUCACGUAUACGGUGCUGAAGGAUGGCUGCACGAAACACACCGGUAAGUGGGGCAAGACUAUGAUCGAGUACCGGUCACAGAAGACCUCGCGCCUCCCCAUCAUUGACAUUGCACCCAUGGACAUAGGAGGGCCUGAGCAGGAAUUUGGUGUGGACAUAGGGCCUGUCUGCUUCUUGUAAAAACCCGAACCCAGAAACAACACAAUCCAUUGCAAACCCAAAGGACCCAAGUACUUUCCAACCCCAGUCACUCUAGGACUCUGCACUGAAUGGCCGACCUGACCUGAUGUCCAUUCAUCCCACCCUUUCACAGUUUGGAUUUUCUCCCCUCUCUUUCUAAGAGACCUGAACUGGGCAGACUGCAAAAUAAAAUCUCGGUGUUCUAUUUAUUUAUUGUCUUCCUGUAAGACCUUUGGGUCAAAGCAGAGACAGGAAACUAACUGGUGAGAGUCAAACGCCCCCUGAGUGACUGCCCCCCAGCCCAGGCAAGAAGACCCACUUCGGGUGCCGGGCACAGGAACUGUGUGUCCUACACAAUGGUGCUAUUCUGUGUCAAACACCUCUGUAUUUUUUAAAACAUCGAUUGAUAUUAAAAACAAAAAAAAUUAUUGGAAAGUA
Messenger RNA from Myotis brandtii (Brandt's bat), 1081 nucleotides. Its product is annotated as collagen alpha-1(II) chain. The transcript has 3 exons. NCBI's taxonomy places the organism in Eukaryota, Metazoa, Chordata, Mammalia, Chiroptera, Vespertilionidae. The annotation marks the transcript as partial. Gene Ontology annotation, molecular function: extracellular matrix structural constituent. The record is from RefSeq and is a predicted model, not a curated record.